Molecule: messenger RNA, 1539 nt
Organism: Naegleria gruberi
Lineage: Eukaryota; Heterolobosea; Eutetramitea; Acrasida; Naegleriidae
Exons: 2
Coding region: 1-1539 (512 amino acids)
Source: RefSeq, a predicted model, not a curated record
AUGUCACAAAUUACAACCCUGUGCCAUCUCCACGAAGAUGCUUGGCUUACAGUAUUGCAGUUUUUAAGUUUGGAUGAUUUAUUAGUGAAAGAAAAACUAUUUGGAAUUUCUACUCGUGUAUUUUCAUCAUUAAUUGGAUGCGAAAUUCAAGAACACACAAUCAACAAUUCAUGCAGUCAUGAUGGUGGUUUAUUCUAUAGGGUAUUGAAUGAAAAAUUAAUUGUCAAAAAAUUAGAAAAUUGCAUGAAAAGAAUUGGUCGACCAUUCCAUAUUUAUGGCUCAGAUGACUACGAUGAAGAAACAAACACACAUGAUCUUGGUUCUCUACUUGAAACCCUAGCAGAGCUUAGAAGAAAUAAUACCAGAGGUAGGGAAAAGAAAUUAGAAAUUGAUAAUUCACUUCGUAGAUCAAUCAGAGUUUGUAUCCCAAUGAAUAUUUCACCAUUAUCAAAUGAAUGCCAAGAGGAAGGUAUUUUAUAUAUUGAUAAUUCUCAACUCAGGAAAAACAACCCAUCAAUUUGGAACCAAACAAAGAGAGAACAAUCCAUCACUUUUGAAUUGAAACCCCCUAAAUUGAAAUAUGUCAAAUGGAGAACACAAUGGCGUCAUUUGUAUAGAAAUUAUCUUCUCCAUGAAUUGGAAUAUUAUGUCUCUAAGCUUCAAACAAUAUACAGACACCUAAUUACGUAUAGACCUUGUUUAAAAUGGGAUCCUACCUAUUACUCACAAACAUUAGAUGUUAUCUAUGAUAUUCUUCGUAACUUUAGUGAGGAAUUCCAAAUCAAAUUCCUUACCGAGAGAUCGUUCGUUUUGAAGAAAUCUAAAAUUAAACAUGGACAUGUCAGGAUAGUAACUGAUAUAGAUAGAAGUCAAUGUAAAAAUUUGGAUUUCAUUAGCCACUCCACUAUUGGAUUAGUUAAACUUUACAAAUAUUAUUCCCUGCUAAGUGAAACCCCUGGUUUUAAAGAAAUAAUGAUACAACAAAUAGACAAAAACAUGGCAAUCUAUACCAAAUAUUUUGAGAAUGAUUUAUGUAGAGAGAUCAAUCCUAGAAAAACCAUUUAUCACUAUUUAUUUCUGUCAUCAGAACUAGUGUUGAUAGAGAAGCAUUUCACACCAAAAGUAAUCGACUGUAUGAGGAAAUCUUCUAAGCCUGUUCAAACAACAGCAGUACUAUUAUGUAUUCUAGCUUCAUUUCCAUUUCCAAAUUUUGAAAUGUUAAAUACCUUGUCCUUUUCAUUAUAUUACAACAAUCCUAAAACAGACAGACCAGACUCUUUAUUGGAUGCACUGCUAAGUGUUGUCGAGCUGCAAUUUGGUACUUACAAAAUUACUCUUCUAGAAGACUGGUUCAAUUUCUUUAUUAAUUAUUUUGGAAAACAGGAAAUGAUUAAUGCAUUUCAAAAAUCAAAACACUUGGAAACUUUUAUGCUUUAUGGACAAGAGAGAUAUGUAUCACUUGCAAAAACACUAUUUGGAGAUACUAUCAACGUAUCUAAUAUCGUUUCCAGUAAGCCCUACCAGAUUCCAGAUUUCUAA